Messenger RNA from Beta vulgaris subsp. vulgaris (sugar beet), 2606 nucleotides. RefSeq names its product NADH dehydrogenase [ubiquinone] iron-sulfur protein 1, mitochondrial. The transcript has 5 exons. Gene Ontology annotation, biological process: ATP synthesis coupled electron transport. The record is from RefSeq and is a predicted model, not a curated record. Lineage: Eukaryota; Viridiplantae; Streptophyta; Magnoliopsida; Caryophyllales; Amaranthaceae. Gene Ontology annotation, cellular component: membrane. Gene Ontology annotation, molecular function: NADH dehydrogenase (ubiquinone) activity; iron-sulfur cluster binding. Bases 107 to 2353 code for a protein of 748 amino acids.
AAACACAACCCCACAUACAAAAACCAAUUCAGUACGACACAAAACACUGAAUUCUGAAACAAGAAGAAGAGGAGAGAGAAACCAGAGAGAGUAAUAAGGUAGAAAAAUGGGGUUAGCCUCAUUGACAUCGCGAGCGAUUCUUCGACACCGAGGUUCGAUCCUCCAUAGAUCACCUCACAACCACAAUUUCUCUCUCAUCCGACCAAUUGUCUCAACCCCUGAGCUCAAAAACCCUGAAUCUGCCGCCGCAGAAGCAACCCCAGAUCCUCCUCCUCCUUCUCCUCGUCCCCCUGUCAACAAUGCUAGGGUUCAUUUCCCUAAUCCCGAGGACGCCAUUGAAGUCUUUGUCGAUGGAUAUUCUGUCAAAGUACCUAAGGGAUUUACUGUUCUUCAGGCGUGUGAGGUUGCCGGGAUCGAUAUUCCUAGAUUCUGCUACCACAGCCGCCUUUCGAUUGCUGGUAAUUGCCGUAUGUGCUUGGUUGAGGUCGAGAAGUCUCCCAAGCCUGUCGCUUCUUGCGCUAUGCCUGCUCUCCCUGGAAUGAAGAUAAAAACAGAUACACCGUUAGCCAAGAAAGCUCGGGAGGGAGUAAUGGAGUUUUUGCUUAUGAAUCAUCCUCUAGAUUGUCCAAUUUGUGAUCAGGGUGGAGAGUGUGAUCUCCAAGAUCAGUCUAUGGCAUUUGGUUCUGAUAGGGGCCGCUUCACUGAAAUGAAAAGAUCUGUGGUUGAUAAGAACUUAGGCCCCCUUGUCAAAACUGUGAUGACUCGGUGUAUUCAGUGCACGAGGUGUGUCAGGUUUGCGAGUGAGGUAGCGGGAGUUGAGGAUCUUGGCAUGUUAGGUCGUGGUAGCGGUGAAGAAAUUGGGACCUAUGUUGAAAAGCUUAUGACUAGUGAGCUGUCCGGCAAUGUGAUUGAUAUUUGCCCAGUUGGAGCCCUUACUUCAAAACCUUUUGCAUUUAAGGCCCGAAAUUGGGAGUUGAAGGGAACUGAGAGCAUUGAUAUCACUGAUGCAGUUGGGUCAAACAUACGAAUUGAUAGUAGAGGACCGGAGGUGAUGCGUAUCACUCCACGACUCAAUGAGGACGUAAAUGAAGAGUGGAUUUCAGAUAAAACAAGAUUUUGCUAUGACGGUCUAAAGAGGCAAAGGUUAAAUGACCCCAUGAUUCGUGGGUCUGAUGGACGUUUUAAAGCUGUCAGCUGGCGUGAUGCCCUUGAUGUGAUUGCUGAGGUUAUGCACAAGGUUAAACCAGAAGAAAUUGUGGGUGUUGCUGGUAAACUGUCGGAUGCGGAGUCCAUGAUGGCACUGAAGGAUUUCUUGAACAGGAUGGGAUCAAACAAUAUCUGGUGUGAAGGAAAUGGUGGGCAACCACAAGCUGAUCUGCGCUCAGGAUAUCUUUUAAAUACUGGCAUAGCUGAUCUUGAGAAAGCAGAUGUCUUUCUUCUCAUUGGCACCCAGCCAAGAGUUGAAGCUGCCAUGGUAAAUGCCAGAAUUCGGAAAGCAGCAGGGGCAAACCAUGCCAAAGUUGGCUAUAUUGGACCUGCUGCAGAGUUCAACUAUGACUAUGAACAUCUUGGAACUAGUCCACAAACGCUGCUCGAAAUUGCUGAAGGCCGCCACUCAUUUUUUUCAGCUAUAAAGAAUGCUAAGAAUCCAGCUAUUAUAGUUGGUGCUGGGCUCUUUGAGAGAGAGGACAAAGAUGCUAUCCUCUCUUCUGUUGAAACCAUUGCAAAGUCGGCAAAUGUCAUUAGACCAGACUGGAAUGGUCUCAAUGUGUUGCUUUUGAAUGCUGCCCAAGCUGCUGCCCUGGACCUUGGUCUUGUGCCAGAGUCUGAAAAAAGUAUUGAAUCUGCAAAGUUUCUGUAUCUGAUGGGUGCAGAUGAUGUCAACUUGGACAAUGUCCCUAGUGAUGCCUUUGUUGUAUAUCAGGGUCAUCAUGGUGAUCAGAGUGUAUAUCGUGCUAAUGUCAUUUUGCCUGCAUCGGCUUUCACUGAGAAGGAAGCUACAUAUGCAAAUACAGAAGGACGUACUCAGCAGACUGUACCAGCAGUUCCCACUGUAGGUGAUGCCAGAGAUGACUGGAAAAUAAUCAGGGCGUUGUCCGAAUCGGCUGGUGUGAGGCUGCCUUAUGAUUCCGUUAUUGAUAUCCGAGAACGGAUGAGGACUGUGGCCCCAAAUUUGCUGAGCAUAGAUGAACGAGAGCCAGCUACUUUUUCUGUGUUGAUAAAGCCUGAGCUUAAGAAGGAAAUGAAUCCAGCUCCAUUCAAGUCAGCAAUUGAAAAUUUCUAUAUGACUGAUGCAAUUACCCGGGCAUCCAAGAUUAUGGCUCAGUGCUCUUCUCAGCUGUUGAAGAAGUGAACAUCUUUGUGAUUUUUGCAAUAAGUUUGGCAGGGUUAAUUUUCUUUUGUGCCCUGUAUUUUUGAUAGCUGGACUGUCGUGAUGAAAUUUAUUAUAAAUGACAACAUUUUGGCAUUUAGUUUGUAAUUUCUGUAAUUUACCCUUACUAAGCAGGUUGUUGUCAGCUGCUAACAAUCCUCAUUAGCUGUUGUAUUUUUUCAAUGAUAUUUUAAAUUUGCGCUAAAGCUUAAAAAUAAGGUCCAUUUUCUGUUCA